Molecule: messenger RNA, 2652 nt
Organism: Pomacea canaliculata
Lineage: Eukaryota; Metazoa; Mollusca; Gastropoda; Architaenioglossa; Ampullariidae
Product: serine-rich adhesin for platelets-like
Exons: 7
Coding region: 465-2402 (645 amino acids)
Molecular function (GO): serine-type endopeptidase activity
Source: RefSeq, a predicted model, not a curated record
AAAGAAAUGGGCAUUCUAGGAUGUAUCAAUAAGUCAGGGAUGAAGACAUGUUCAAUACAAGUCACAUGUGACAAGCUCAACUUUGUGGCAUAGCGCUGUGGUGCAUCAUGAACAUGUCAUCAAGACAUUUCCAGGCCGGCAAACGUUUUUCGUUUUUCUCCGUUACAAAAUUUGUAGACUCAAAAUUUUUCCUAAAUAUAUUGACUUGCUAAUGGUUAAAAAUAGUUUCGUCAAACGGAGUCCAAAAGAGGGCGACACUGUCACGUCACGUGUCCUGUAGGCCGCUGUGCACGUGCUCACGCCUGUCAUUAAAAGGUCUAUUGAAGCGUGCAAGUGUUUAAGAUCCACUCGUGGUUGCUAAGAGACGACUAAACAUAUAUAUCUGAUGGCAGUGACUUGGUGCGCCUUUCCUUGCCUCAGUUUACCAGAGUUACCUCCCCCAGUGAGCUCUUGUGCGCGAGGCGAUGUACGUGUUGGUCGUCACUCUUCUCGGCGCCGGGCUAGCAAGUGGUCAGCCGCAAACUGCACUAGUUCUUGAUGUGUAUGGCAACAAAGGCUCCUUCUUCAACCCCGGAUUUCCACAAGACUACAGAGACUCGCUGGACCUUCUGUACACCGGGCAUUUCAACUACUCUCAUCCUCAAUGGGUGCGCCUGACCCUGGAGUACUCGCUGGACGGUGUCAUGCCAUCCUGUGCGGACUACAUCCACAUCAUCGGCCAGAACUUCUCACGGUGCGGAAAAGUCAACUCACAGAGAGAGCAGUUUGUCCAAGAGGGAGGAAUGUUGCAGAUGACUGCCUAUAGUUCCAACAAACAGUCAAGGAAAGGGUUUAAUAUCACGUAUGAGGUCCUUGGAAUCUUGGACCUGUACACCAAUGCCGGCAGCUUCACCAGCCCCAACUUUCCCAGCAAUUAUUGGAACGAUCUUGACCUGACCUACACGGCUCACCUGACCUCACCAGGCCCCCAGCUUCUUCACAUUAUACUCGAUUCUAAGCUGGAGAUUACAAAUGAUAUUUGCUUCGACUUUGUCACCUUGUUUUUUCAGAACAAGAACGUCAAGUAUUGUGGAUUCCAGAAUUUAUCAUUCGAUGUGGUCGUUGAUGGGGACAAGCUGCAGAUGUCAUUCCACACAGAUUUCUCCAUCUGCGAAAGGGGCUUCAACGUCACGUACUACGUGAUAGGACCCGCCAAUACCACAUCUUUAUCACCUUCGUCAGCUUUUCUGUGGGACAGCAGCUCCCCCUGGACACAGACCUGCACGACUUGCCAUGUCCCUGCUCUGUCUUCCACACUCUUCACGGAUUGGACAGACGAAACCCCUGUUACAGACCCCCCUCUCUCUACAAAAGUAACGACCGCUACUCUCCUCACAAGCCUCACCCUUUCUACAUCCGUCACGAGCUCCACCCUCUCUACACCCUUGACCAAUUUCUCGGAUGGAGCAACUCCAAUAGACGACUAUAGGACCAAUGGCAUUGACCCCACAACCACCGAUUCCCUUGUCAGUUAUGGCACUGGCGACAACAGUGACGUCAUAGAUACGAUGUUGGAACUGACCACGCGGGACCAGCAACCACUUGAUGACGUAAUACACAUCGUCAGCUCGUCAUACAUAACAGCUGGUGACGUUAGCGAGGGCUGGCCAGGAGGAAAUGCAAAGGUCACCGUGCCUUCUGACAUGGCCUCAUCAUUGAGUACAACCGGCCUAACACCAAUCUAUUACUCGCCACAGUCAAUCGAAAUCAUUGCUAGACAAGACAUCGAUGCCACAGCUACCACUGCAAGUGAGAUGGAAGUCCGGACUGUCAACUUGCAGACUCAAACUGCAAGUGAUGUGGAAGCCCUCGCCACAAUUACAAGUGAUACGGACACACAGACUACUGUUACAAGUGACACGGAAACCCUGACUACUCUGACAAGUAACAUGGAAACCCAAGCUCUCGCCACAAGUGACCUGAAAACCCAAAAUGUCGUUACAAGUGACAGCACAACGCAGACUGUUGCUGCCAAUGACACAGAAACCACCAUUUCUGUCACCGGCGACAAAAAGACUUCAGCCACACCGCGGACAGAACUGGACCCUCCAGACUGUUGCCGGUGUCAGCUGCUAGGGGGAUCAGAGACGGGAAAAGUUUUGAACGCUGAAGACCGCGAGAAGAAAAUAGAUGAAAUCAUCACUACGCUGCUCGUCGACAAAGACAACGUAUCGUCCACCAAGCGGAAGCACAUCUCUGCGCAUGACAGCCGACAGUCCGCGGCGGCGCUGGGUUUAGUCGGCGUGGUGCUGUGUGCGCUGCCACUGAUCUUCGUGUUGCUAAUGGAUGUGGCAGGAUUCGCUGUUCAAGCUGCCUGCGGCAAAAAGUCGAUGAGAGCUAAAAAUACCGUAGAUGCUUCCUGAAGCUCCGCUUCCUGCGUGGCGAUGGACGCUGCCGUCAGAAUGAGGCUGAACGAUCUGCAUUUUAUCUGUGCAAAUGUGUGCUCGGAAGACAGCUUCCAGACAUCUCACAGGAAGUGAUACACAAACAUCUCCUGCAAAAGCCAGUCUUAUCGCGUUUCUUGUUUGUAGCUUGGAUUCGCAAGCUUGUCAUUGGAAUCCAAAAGAGAUGGACUUUUUGUUUCCAAAUAAAAUAUGCCAAAAAAAAAAAAAA